Messenger RNA from Hibiscus syriacus, 4227 nucleotides. Its product is annotated as ABC transporter G family member 38-like. Gene Ontology annotation, molecular function: ABC-type transporter activity; ATP binding; ATP hydrolysis activity. NCBI's taxonomy places the organism in Eukaryota, Viridiplantae, Streptophyta, Magnoliopsida, Malvales, Malvaceae. Gene Ontology annotation, cellular component: membrane. The record is from RefSeq and is a predicted model, not a curated record.
CAAGUGGUAACUAUAUCAUUCAGAGAAGAAGACGAUGAAGAAGCUCUGAAAUGGGCGGCUCUCGAGCGAUUACCGACGUACGAUCGUGCCCGGAAAGGUGUUUUGCAUGGCAUUCUGGGUGAUUUGAAAGAGAUCGAUCUUCGGAAACUUGGAUUUGAAGAGAGGAAAGAGUUGCUGAAUAGGUUCAUCAAAAGCGCUGAUAAACAUGAAGAGUUCUUGAAGAAGCUUAAAGAAAGGAUCGAUAGAGUUUCUCUGAAAAUGCCCACGAUUGAAGUUCGAUUUGAAAACAUAAACGUUCAAGGAGAAGCCUAUGUUGGUAGCAGAGCUUUACCAACAAUCUCAAACUCAAUUUUCAAUGUUAUAGAGGGUGUUGGCCAUUUCCUACAUAUACUCUCAACUCACAAGAAAAAGUUCUCAAUUUUACGUGAUGUGAGUGGAAUUAUCAAGCCAGGCAGAUUGACUCUGCUUUUAGGCCCACCAGGUUCAGGAAAGACCACACUACUACAAGCAUUGACUGGAAAACUUGAACCAGGGGUAAAGUUUGCUGGGAAAGUAACGUAUAAUGGUCAUGAAAUGCAUGAAUUUGUUCCCCAGAGAACUUCUGCAUAUAUCAGCCAAUAUGAUGUCCACAUACCCCAAUUGACAGUAAGGGAAACACUGGAAUUCUCUGCAAAAUGUCAAGGAGUUGGAACCGGUUAUGAUAUGCUUACUGAGCUCCUGAGAAGAGAAAAAGAGAUGAAUAUUAGGCCAGAUCCUUACAUAGAUGCCUUGAUGAAGGCAUCAGUUCUGAAAGGGCACAAGGAAAAAAUUGUCACAGACUAUGUUCUCAAGAUUUUAGGACUGGAAGUUUGUGCUGACACCAUGGUAGGAGAUGCAAUGAUGAGGGGAGUUUCAGGAGGACAAAAGAAACGUGUAACUACAGGGGAGAUGCUGGUGGGUCCUGUAGGAGCACUUUUUAUGGACAAUAUAUCAACUGGCCUUGACAGUUCCACUACAUACCAAAUCGUCAACUCGAUCAAGCAAUCAAUCCACAUCAACAAGACUGCUAUAAUCUCACUUCUCCAGCCCCCACCAGAAACUUUCGAGCUUUUUGAUGGCAUUAUCCUUCUCUCGGAGGGGCGAAUCAUCUAUCAAGGCCCUCGUGAAUAUGUUCUUCCGUUCUUUGAAUCGAUGGGGUUCAAAUGUCCUGACAGAAAAGGAAUUGCGGACUACCUACAAGAAGUUACAUCAAGAAAGGAUCAAGGACAAUACUGGUUUCGUCAAGAAUCACCAUAUCAUUUCAUUUCGGUCAAUCAGUUUGCUGAAGCAUUCAAGUCGUUUCACGUCGGAUUAGACAUCCAGCACCAGCUUUCGAUCCCAUUUGACAGGUCAAAGAAUCAUCCUGCAGCUUUGACAAAAACCAGAUAUGGAGCUAACAAAAGGGAAUUGAUGAAAGCCUGUUUAUCAAGAGAGUUCAUUUUGUUGAAAAGAAAUACGUUCUUGCAUGCUUUCAAGAUAUCUCAGCUUGAAAUUAGUGCAGUAAUUCUUGCUACCGUCUUUGCGCAAGCUAGAAAGCAUCACAGUACAAUUGAAGAUGGAACAGUCUACCUAGGCGCUCUUUUCUUUUCUCUUAACACGAUUACCUUCACUGGAUUUUUCGAGCUUCCCUUGACGAUUGAUAAGCUUCCGAUAUUUUACAAGCAAAGAGACCGCAUGUUUUAUCCUUCAUGGGCAUUCUCGUUGCCAACAGCAGUUCUUGGUAUUUCUAUAUCAGUAUUCGAAGUUGCUAUAUGGGUUGCCAUAACUUACUAUGCAAUAGGAUUUGAUCCCAGCACUACAAGGAUGCUUAAACAAUAUCUUGUUCUCGUAAUGAGUGGACAGAUGUCUUAUGCACUUUUUAGAUGCAUUGCUGCAUUGGCUAGAGAUCAUAUUGUUUCCAACACAGCUGGAUGCCUUUCAGUAAUGUGGCUGUUAGUGUUUAGUGGAUUUAUCUUAUCAAGAGAAAACAUGCAGAAAUGGUUGAUCUGGGGAUACUGGACUUCUCCUCUUAUGUAUGCCCAGAAUGCCCUUUCAGUAAAUGAAUUCCUAGGCCAAGCCUGGAGUCAAGCUCUUAAUGGAACGAAGGAGACUCUGGGAGUAGCAGUCUUGAGAGCUCGUGGGGUUUUCAUCAGUCUGGAUUGGUAUUGGAUUGGUCUUAUUGCAUCGGUUGGCUUCAUACUCCUUUUCAAUGUGGUCGCCUCUUUGGCUUUUGCUUACUUUGAUGAAUAUGGGAAAUCUGAGGCUGUGUUUCUGAGUGAAGAAUCUGUUGAAGAAGACAAUGUUGGAAGAGAUGAAGGCGAUGGAAUGUUGUUAAACAAAACCAAAUCAAAGAUUAAGAGAGCAUCUAGAGAUGCACUUGCAGUUCGCAGUUAUCAUGAGAAAGGAAUGCUUCUUCCUUUUGUUCCGCUUACAGUUGCCUUCGAGAAUAUCACGUACUCGGUUGAUAUGCCAAAGGGGAUGAAGACCCAAGGUGUGUUGGAUGAUCGAUUGGUACUUCUAAACGGAGUGAGUGGGGCAUUCAGGCCGGGAGUUUUAACAGCACUAAUGGGUGUUAGUGGUGCUGGUAAGACUACCUUACUUGAUGUGUUAGCCGGGAGGAAAAACAGUGGAUAUAUAGAAGGAAACAUCACUGUUUCAGGUUACCCAAAGAAACAAGAAACUUUUGCUCGAGUUACGGGAUAUUGUGAACAAAACGACAUUCACUCUCCUCUUGUCACUGUCCAUGAAUCUUUACUAUACUCGGCAUGGCUUCGGUUGCCUCCUGAAGUUGAUCCUGAAAGUAGAGAGCUUUUUGUUGAGGAGGUUAUGGAACUGAUUGAGUUGAAACCACUGAGAGAUGCACUGGUGGGAUUUCCAAAUGUGAAUGGACUAUCAAUCGAGCAGCGCAAACGGUUAACCAUUGCAGUCGAGCUUGUUGCAAACCCCUCAAUAAUUUUCAUGGAUGAGCCAACAUCAGGUCUCGAUGCAAGAGCAGCAGCCAUAGUAAUGAGAACCGUGCGAAACACGGUGGACACAGGAAGAACUGUGGUAUGCACAAUUCACCAGCCAAGUAUUGACAUAUUUGAAUCAUUUGAUGAGCUCUUCCUGUUAACGCGCGGGGGUGAGGAAAUAUAUUUCGGUCCUCUAGGCCGUAUGUCAAGCCAUUUGAUCAAGUACUUUGAGGACAUCAAUGGAGUAAGCAAGAUAAAAGAAGGUUAUAACCCAGCAACUUGGGUUUUAGAACUGACAACACGAGCUCAGGAAGAGAUUCUAGGCGUUGAAUUCACUGACGUGUACAAAAAAUCAGAUCUCUACAGAAGAAACAAGGACAUUAUUUCAGAGUUGAGCAUAUCUCCUCCAGGUUCGCAGGAUCUCCACUUCCCUACUAAGUAUGCACAAUCCUACUUUACACAGUUCAAAGCUUGCUUAUGGAAACAGCACAAAUCAUAUUGGCGGAACACACCGUACAAUGCAGUGCGACUUUAUUUUUGUACCGCAGUGAGCAUUAUGUUCGGAGUCUUAUUCUGGAAUCUUGGAAGCAAGAGGAAAACAAAACAGGAUAUUUUCAAUGCAAUGGGUGCAAUGCACACUGCAAUAACAUUCAUGGGAUCACAGAGUGCAGCUGCUGUGAGACCAGUUAUAAUAGCUGAAAGAACAGUUGUUUACCGAGAAAGGGCAGCCGGAAUGUACUCUGCGUUACCAUAUGCCUUUGCGCAGAUUGCCAUCGAAAUCCCAUAUACUAUAGCUCAGGUUGCUAUAUAUGGGGUCGUAGUAUAUGCAAUGAUGGGUUUCCAAUGGACAGCUUCCAAGUUCUUUUUAAACACAUUCUUCAUGUUCAUCACGGUUCUCCUCUUCAUAUACUACGGAAUCAUGGUCGUAGCUGUGAGUCCUAAUCAAGCAGCUGCCGCGGUACUUUCCGGUGUGUUCUAUACAGCAUGGAAUCUCUUCUCAGGCUUUAUAAUUCCCCGACCGAGGAUUGUUAAAUGGUGGAGAUGGUACGCUUGGUUGUGUCCGGUGUCAUGGAGCUUGUGGGGAAUGUCGACUUCACAGUACGGAGACUUGCAGAGCAAGUUAGAGACAGGAGAAACAGUGGCUAAGUUUAUGGAAGACUACUUUGGGUUCAGACAUGACUGGUUAUGGCUGGUUUCUGUGGUGCUGAUAGGCUUCACUUUGACGUUUGCUUCUGUAUUUGCAUUGUCCAUGAAAUUCUUGAACUUCCAAAAGAGAUAA